AUGGGACAGGAAUUGAUGUUAGCUAUCCCACAACUGAAUGUGAUCUUUUGCAUCUUCUACGUCAGCCUCCCUUCACCCCAGCCUCUUGUCGAAGCGCCAGGCCGUCGUCUCCUGCACAACCUAUUCGUGCGGCGGGGCAAGCAGUACUUUGGGACCAUCACAGACCAGCGGCUGCUCCUAGCCGACGUCAACGCGGCCAUCAUCACGAGCAACUUUGGACAGCUGACCAACGAAAACAGCCUCAAGUGGGAGUCGGUGGAGCCCGAGCGCGGCGUCUUCAACUUUGACGAGCCCGACUUCGUGCUGGGCUUCGCCGAGGAGCACAACAUCCCCAUGAGGGGCCACACGUUGGUUUGGCACUCGCAGCUACCUGGUUACGUGCAGAACAUCACCGACGCUGCCGAGCUCACCGAGGUCAUCACGGAACACGUAACCACCGUGGUGGAGAGGUACAAGGGCAAGAUAUUUGCCUGGGACGUGGUGAACGAAAUCUUCAACGAAAACGGAACCUUCCGUGAAUCCGUCUUCUUCAACGUUCUCGGAGAGGGUUUUGUCCCCUUUGUCUUCAACCUAACGCGAAGCCUUGAUCCCGAUGCCAAACUCUUCAUCAACGACUUUAACCUUGACCAGGCCGAGUCUCCCAAGACCCAGGCCAUGGUGACCAAUGUGCAAAGAUCGCAAACUCACCUCAUCGCGGGACUCUCCGCGGGCGUUCCCGGAGCGCUCCAGGCCCUCGCUGCGAGUGGGGUAGAGCAGAUCGCGGUGACGGAGCUGGAUAUUGGCGACGCGGAACCGGAAGAGUACACAAUUGUGGUUCAGGCUUGCCUCGACAUCGAGUCGUGCGUAGGCAUCACCGUCUGGGGUGUGUCGGACAAGGUAACGAUUCGUGGAGGCCUGGCGAGGACCCCUCCUUUUGACGGGGACUUCAACCCUAAGCCCGCAUACGACGCCAUCGUCCGGGAACUUUGCACCGACAACUGCAUCGGGUGA
Messenger RNA from Parascedosporium putredinis, 990 nucleotides. The record is from the annotation of a GenBank genome assembly. Lineage: Eukaryota; Fungi; Ascomycota; Sordariomycetes; Microascales; Microascaceae.